This is a messenger RNA of Bactrocera neohumeralis, 11991 nucleotides long. RefSeq lists its product as uncharacterized. The record is from RefSeq and is a predicted model, not a curated record. The transcript is spliced from 2 exons. Bases 1897 to 3075 code for a protein of 392 amino acids. NCBI's taxonomy places the organism in Eukaryota, Metazoa, Arthropoda, Insecta, Diptera, Tephritidae.
CUUAUUACUCACUUGUUUAUGUAGUUUGUUCUUUGGGUCGGCUUUAAUAUACCGUCCCAGGAUUUCGGGAAUAAAAUGGGUUGGUCGGAUAGGGGAGAUUCUCCAGAUCAAGAAUAUAUAUAAUUAUAGCCGCAGGAAGCUAAUUGUUUUCGAGAUAUUCGAGUUUAAAGUUGAAAAUUACCACUACAUAUUUUUAUUACGUAUUUUCUCGAUGUACAAUUAAUUUUGCACUUAUAUUUUCCACUUUUUUAUUUACUAACACAUCACUAAUUCGUUUUGUAUUAAUUGUAGGGUUUCGCGGCACUCACCUUCUACUUUUUGAUAAUUGAAAGUUGAAAAUAAAUGCGAAGAAAAAAUAAUAAAUUAUGAAGAUGGGUAUGUAAUGUGUGCGAUGUAGCAGCGUGUGAUGCGGCCUGUUGCAUAUUUGGCACAGACCCCUGGAUUCACAUUCUUGAAGCCUAUGCCUCUGCGAUAAGCAGUUUUGACAGUGCCCAUGUGCCUGGCCAACUUGCUGUCGUUGUAAUGGCCGCAGUUUUGACAGUGCCCAUGUGCUUGGCCAACUUGCUGUCGUUGUAAUGGCCGCAUCCCUCUAAAUAUCCCACAAUGGUCGAAUCCGUGAGGAACGGUGGCCUGUUGCACGUGCUGUUGCCGGUGCUGUUACCGCGGCUGUUGCAACUGCAGCUUGGGUUAGGCCCGGUGCGUUGCACGCUGGUAGCCGACCGAACGCUUGGCGUGGCUAACCCUGGCGUAUCUACGUCCAUGGUAAUCUUUGUAUAAAGGCGAUUCUUAAUGAUAAAUCUGUCAUACAAUUAGAUAUGGGUGAUCGUUAGGGUGGGUCGAUUCCGGACUUUUUUCGUUUCGGGAUUUCUAAUAUGUAGUGCGGGAAAGUUGCCUUAGUACUUCCUGAUUCCAAUGCAACUUUUUGUUUUGAGAUCGGAUUGCAUCUUCAACCCCAACUCCGGCCUUGAAAUUUCGGAAAUUCGCCUAAAAUCGUUAAAUUGUCUACCUAGCGCCUGAAAUACGCAUCUCAAGGCAAAAUGUAUCAAAUAAAAGUUAUUUGUCACGUCAUUUGCUACCGAAAUGGUAUAUGUGAUCAUGGCCGUAGGACGAACCGUUCACGAGAUACGAGCGAACAGGCGGCGCGCCACAGCGCAAGCUGAAAAUCGGCUUGCGGCCACACUUCUUGACGUUGAUUUCGCCGAGUGCUAUCAGUCACAUUCAUUCACCUACGCCAAGGGACACGUUCGGAUAGGUCUCCACACAAAUAUUGUUUCAUCGAGUUCCUUCACUCUUGUCGGUGAUUUCGACGAGUUCUAUCACUUACAUUUAUUUCCCUGCGCCAUACGACACGUUCGGACUGGUCUCCACAUAAAUAUUUUUUCAUCGAGUUCCUUCACUCUUGUUGAUUUCGCCGAGUGCUAUCACUUAUAUUCUCUCAACAGAACACAGAACUCAAAAUGUCUGUAUCUAAAUUUAAAUAUAGACAGAAAUGUCCUGUGUUUGGCAUAUAUCCGUACAAUCUCUCUGAGUCCCAGUUACCGACUUACCAGGAUGUUUUGUGUUAUCAGUUUGAAAGAUUUCGUAUAGGACGACUCCAAGGCGACAACUAUGAACCUAGGAGUAAAGAGGUUACAGAAAUAGUUGCAAAAAAGGUUGAAAUUACUUUCAAAAAGUCAUCUAUUCCGAUAGUUUCACACAUCAGAGUUGUACAAAUGCUCACUACAUACCAUAAGAAAUUUCUGACUCUUAAACAAAUGUUUUUAAGGAACCCAAUAGGUUUGAGCUCUAAAAGAGACGACUUUGGCUCUUCUACCGGAAAAUUAUUUGACAUCGCUGCUUGUAAAUGCAUUUAUUUUUCUUCUUGCACUUGUCCAAAGGAAAGGAAAGUUCCUAUCAAUGAACAACCAUUUCUCUUGGACCAGAGAACCAGAAGAAUUGGUCGCAUUUGAAGUGUUGAUCUACCUGAAACAAAAAAAGAUUACAAAGAAAAAUGAACGUAAAGAAAAGCUUUCAAAACGUCAUUCAACAUCAACACUUACCAGAAAAGUAUCAGCUAGAACACGUGACCAUUCAGAUCAGCCAGACUCUCAUACAGACGACAACAAUGUAGGUGCGUCGCACAUGGAUUCUUCCAAAAACGAUGCUGAUGAUGAAUUUUCUCUUACAUCCUCUAAAACCAAACAAAACACACUAGUAUUAGAACACACUGCUAUAGCUGCCCAAAGAUUUGGAGUAAGUGAUAGAGCAGCGGCCUUGAUUGUUUCAUCUGCUUUUCUGGGUGCCUUGAUUGUUUCAUCUGCUUUUCUGGGUGCCAAAAAAGCAGGUUUGAUAACAGAGGAUCAGGGUAGCUUUGUCACUGACAAAUGCAAGAUUAGUCGGGCAAAAAAAAAUGUUGGAGUUAAGCUCCAAAACACCGAAAGUAUUGACUCUGUAUAUGGGCUGUAUUUUGACGGCCGCAAAGACAAUACACUUACACAAGUCAGCGAAGGUGAAAAGUACUACCGCGGCACUGUCAAAGAGGAACAUAUUUCUCUUAUAGCGGAACCUGGUUGUCAUUAUUUUGGCCACGUCACCUCUCCUUCCGGGUCAGCUGAGGAUGAGACCCAAGCUAUAUGGCAACAUUUACAAGACAAUUCAGUUGAUGUGGAACAUCUAGAAGUUGUCAGUGCUGAUGGCACCAAGACGAACACUGGUUGGAAAGGUGGAAUCAUUCGGAAACUAGAAGAAAUAAUAGGUAGGCCAUUACAGUGGGUUGUUUGUCUUCUACAUUUCAACGAACUUCCAUUUCGUGCUCUUUUCGAACACAUAGAUGGUGUCUCAAAGAGUCCAAAUACAUUCUCUGGCGACAUAGGUAAACUGCUCCCUGAUUGUGAGAAGUUGCCUGUUGUCAAAUUUGAAAGUUUUCCAUCCUGCCAAUUACCUUCUGAGGUUAUUAUUCCGACCCAACUUAGCACAGACCAAGCUUAUCUCUAUAAAAUAUCAGAAGCUAUUAUUUCCGGUGAAUGUUCCUCAGAUUUAGCGUCGAUGCAUCCAGGUAACAUGUGCAAAUCUCGCUGGCUCACCUGUGCAAAUUGAAUUCUGAGAUUAUACAUUUCUACUGACAAACCAACAAAGGAAAUAAAGAUUUUGGUCAAGUACAUACUUACAGUUUACUCACCUUUGUGGUUUUCAAUAAGAUUCAACAGUUCAAUCAAAGAUGGCUCGCGCCAUCUCUAUGCUGCAAUUCAAAGGUCGCGAUACUUACCUGCUAAACUGCGUAAGGUUGUCGAUUCAUUCGUUCCACAGAAUGCUUUCUUUGCUCUUCCAGAAAACAUUCUCUUUAGUAUGAUGACUGACGAACGGAUAGAAGUCAGAAAGUUGGCCCUUGACCUUCUACUGGCAGCCAGAGAAGCAGAGUCUGACACUGUAAAUGGAAGGGUUAGAUGUAAUAAAAUGCCAAAGCUGAAUUUCAAAGCUAAUAAUUAUUACGAUAUGAUUAACUGGAAGACUAUUACCUUGACUGUUCCACCAGUUCUUUGAUCAGUUUCUAACGAAGAACUCAUGAAAGGGCUGUCGGGAGACAACUGCAGAGGUAUGGAAAUUUAGUGUAUUCACCUCUCACACCGUGGCAGGCGAGAGAACCGUCAAACUGGUGACAGAGGCAUCUUCUUAAGUUAUUGGCCCCCGAUCUCGUGAUCGUUUUAUACGCUCUACACUGAAAUCUAGGCAACAGGUGCCAAAGUUUAGUAUAAAAUCUGAUUUUAUCAAUAAAUUUGACACAGAUUCAGACUAAAACAAGCCUGACAUAUGGCUGGUUGGUUGGGUUGGGCUUGGGAGGAACCCGAAGAGCUGCCACCUCCACGCGGUGGGUUUUGGUGACCAAUACAGGUUAGCUGAGAGCUGCAACAAUUUUCACCUUGCGCUGUGGCGCGCCGCCUUUUCGCUCGUAACUCGGGAACGGUUCGACCUACGGCCAUGAUCACAUAUACCAUUUCGGUAGCAAAUGACGUGACAAAUAACUUUUGUUUUAUACAUUUUGCCAUGAGAUGCGUAUUUCAGGUGCUAGGUAGCUAAUUUCACGAUUUUAGGCGAAUUUCCGAAAUUUCAAGGCCGGAGUUGGGGUUGAAGAUGCAAUCCGAUCUCAAAACAAAAAGUUGCAUUGGAAUCAGGAAGUUCUAAGGCAACUUUUCCGCACUAUUAGAAAUCCCGAAUCGAAAAAAGUCAGGAAUCGACCCACCCUAGUGAUCGUGCCACGAUAUGUGGCAUGAAUGUGUCGUCGUAUUGAUCGACCAUUUUUUGUUAGUAUUCUUUGUUAUUUUUUGACGGUUUGUUGUUUUUUAACGGUUGUAUUGGCGUAUUUCUUGUUUUGAUCGUUUUCAUUUGAUUGGUUUAUUGUGUCGCGAUAAUAUCGGUUGGUUUUUUGCGGUUUUCGGAUUCGCGAUCAUCGGAGGUUGGCAGAAAGCGGUCUGGUUAGCGUUCCGUUUUGCGUACGGAGAUCAAUGACUCGUAUGUGACCGUCGGAGCCGUAAUGUAGCUUUUCUAUGCGGCCAAGCCGCCUUUCGUUAGGGGGAAGGCAGUCAUCAUGGAUGAGGACGCAAUCUCCAAGUUUUGGCGCUUGUUCAGGAGUCUUCAAACGAUAUCUUUUGUGAAGAUCCUUUAUGUAUUCUUCUUUCCAUCGACGGUUGAAGUUAUGCUGGAGAAUUUUAAUUCUUUCCCAUCGAUUUAAUAGCGAUAGCGACUCUACGCCUUGUUCAGGAAUGGCCAGAAUGGGUGCUCCCUUUAGAAAAUACUAUGGAGUUAAAGCGGUGAAAUCUGAUGAGUCUUGCGAGAGUAUUAUGAGUGGCCGUGAAAUCAACAAUUGACUAGAUAUUCAGGAUGCGCCAAAUCUUCGAAAAGAUCGGUGAAAAAAGAUCGACACACACUACCUUUUCGUUGAAAACUACGAAUGCCACGUCGGUAGCAAUUAUAAGGAAUAAAAUUGUCAGUUCGGCCGAUCAAGGUUUCAAUACCGUCAAAAAUUUUAAGGCGAUUAUUUCGCGGUUAGAUUUUACACAUACUGACAAGCAACCAGUCUAUUUGAUUGAAGAAGAAAUGUUAACUCUUUGGCAAGGAAGACUUUCAAUAUCUGAGAUUUACGACGAGGUUGAAAAUAAAUUGACUUUGAUAAUAAAUAAAACGAUUAUUUUUAAAAAGAACUGAUAGGGUCACUUUGCCAGAAAUAUAGGCAUGAUGUUUGUUUCUGGCUUGCGGAGGCCAAUGAGCGACAUCAUGUUUUCGUCGCAACCCAAAGAUAUUCCUAGUGCCUUGACAUGAGCACAAGAAACGAAGCAAAUCACGCUCCAUAUUCUUUUGCAAACUCCUUCUAUAGUAGAAUGGAUGCAGCUCAUUUAGGAAAAACUGCUGGAAGGAUAAUUGCUCCACACCACUCACCUCAUUACAAACAAGUGGAUAAAAAAUAUUUAGACGCCUAUGGAGGUUGGUCCUAAUGUAUCGCACUACAGGCAAGUAGGGAAUUAUAACCCCGAUCGGAGAGCUGAGCGGGAUUUUCAAAGAACCCGAAUGGCAUCCCAAAACUUUAGUCAAAGGCCGGCGGCCUAUAGUAAUCCACACUCAGGAAAGGGAAUUAAUAAAAAGAAGAAAAAGAAUAUGGCAAAAAUACAGAGGGUUAAUCACUUAAGCCAAGAUUCGGUUUAAAAUUUUGAUGAUAAUGCAUCACAAUGUGACAGGGGCGGGAAAAAAGUUUAUUAAACCCAACGACAAUUUAAAAGGUGUAAGAAAUAUAGACAACUCAUUUAAAGUAGGAUACACCCAUUGUACUGCCAUGAUAAAUAAAAGGUGUUUUAAUAAUGUGAUUAGAAGGACUUCUCCUUUUUGUCUUCUUUUCGAACUUAAAACCUUUGAUGGGAUUAUUGGGUUUGAUUUCUUAAAGUACGUUGACGCAAAAGAGAUUUAAAAAUAGGAAUCCUUUACUACAAGGGUGGUGCAGAGAAAUUGUCUUAUUAUGACUGUAAAAACGUCAAUGAUAUAGUGACAAGUGGGAAAUAUUUCUUUUAUGUAUAUUGGAAAUACAUUCAUAAGUUUUCGCAAACCCAGAUGAGGCUUUGCCGUUUUACACUAAUGUGGUAGCCACCAUUAUGACAGUUGAUAAUGAACCGAUUUAUUCAAAGUCAUAACCUUACUCGAUAGCCGCUUCAGAAUUUAUAAAUCAGGAAACUAAAAAUUUACUUCCAGAUGGAAUAAUUCGUUCUUCUCGAUCACUAUAUAGUAAUUCUAUGGGGGUUGUCGACAAACAAUGAAUAGACGAGAGUGGGAGAAAGAAGAUGCAGAUGGUAAUUGAUUUUUGGAAACUGAAUGUCAAAACAGUUUCUAACAGAUAUCUCCCUCCAGAUACUUCGGUUAUUUUAACUAACAUGGGGAAAUCGCAUUAUUCACUACACUCGAUUUAAACUUUUGUCUGUCAACGACAGGCGAAAUACUACACAGUGUGAAGUAUGAAUUUUGUAGACUCCUUUUCGGACUAAAAAAUGCGUCUAAAAUUUUCAAAAGGGCAAUAUUGUGAUGAUGUUCUUAAAGAUGAAAUAGGAAAAUGCUGUCUUGUAGCAAUGAGGAGUAUCAUUACAGAGACAUCGAAAAAAUUUAACAAAACUUAAAUUUCUUAGGGAACAAGUGGAGUUUCUAGGAUUUAUUGUUUCGAAGGAAGGGAUAAAAAAAUGCCCUAAUAAAGUCAAUGACAUUCUGAAUUAUAGAACACCUAGCACUUCGUGAUUUACAAUAAUUUUUGGGGCUAUCUGGUUAAUAUAGAAAGUUUAUUAAAGAUUAUGCCUCUAUAGUUAAGCCUCUCAUAAGAUACUUAAGGGGAGGUAACGUUCAUGUGGGAACCAAACAAUCAAAAAAAUAUUAGAAUUGAGUUGGACAACAACGCGUUGACAGCUUUCGAAAAAGUUAAAAGAAUUUUAUCCUCUGAGGACAUACUUCUGCUAUAUCAUUUGACCUUCGCUGUCUCGGACAAGCAACCAAACACAAAAAUAAAGCGCUGGCGAGCAUUUGUGGAAGACUUUUCACAUAAUUUAAUUAAAUGAUUAAUGAAAUAGAGCAGGAUUUGUCAUCUUUUACACUGCAUAGUGAAGAAUCUCUAACAAAAGUUAUUCCAAAAGUGAAAAAUCCUGUUAAUCAUUUCGAAAUCAGACAAUUCUUGAAGAAGGAAAUAUCAUAACCAAGAAGGCAAAAAUUAUUUUCAAGUCAAGGAUAAGGCAUCAAAUUGCAUUUAAAUUUUCGGGAUUUACUAGAAAUGAAUGGUGAAUGUGUUAAUCAUGAUAUUGUUAACAAUAUUCAUUGCAGUUUGCCUAUUUUGUGCAAAAUUCAGGAUGAGAUUGUCAAUCGAAUUUCGUCACACAAUGAAACAAGCUAAUGAUGUUUUUAACGAAGAAGAUCAACACGAAAUACUGGGAAUGGGACACAGUAUGGCACACCGCUCUAUCCGAGAGAAUAUUAAACAGUUAUUGAACCACUACUGUUUCCAAAUAAGUGAAAGAAAUGAAAGAGGCGGGUCUCCGGAUCGCAUCUUGACAGCAAUAAAUGGCCGAGUCGAUGAUACAUCUUUGGUCACAUCGUCCUUCUCUUCCGUCGGGCGCGGGCGCAAAACAGCGAUAUGUUGAAGAACCUCGCUUUGAUGCGAAUUAUUGAUAGACGUUCAUCCAGAGUAGAGCAGUUAUAACAGAUCUGGAUAAUAUCAUUUACUCCAUAAUUUUGGGUAAAUUGAAUGUUAUAAAUGUCAUAAUUUUGGAUACAGACGAAUUUUCAAUAUUCAAAUAUUGAUCACACUUUAAAUGUAAGCCUAAGUAAUAUUGUAAGUAAUUCUAUUUCAUACUUUAGCUUAGUCCGCAAGCACACGUCGAUAAAAUAAUUUUUGGAGAUCGAUAAUUUCAGUUACAAACUGCACGGCAGCGCUAUCUGCAAGUUUUUUUUUAAUAAAAACGGAUUCUACAUGUGUGAGACAACUAUUCAACAAUAAUAAGGCGGCAUGCAAAACUACCUACAAUAACCUUGAUCAUAUUAUCGAAGUUGACAAUGGCUUAAUUAUCAUAAACGACGAAACAGUCGAAGUUGGGGAAGAAGAAAAAUCAUGGGUUGCAAUAUCCGCUACUUAUUUAGUGACAUUUGAAGGAGAUAUUUGUAUUAAUGGUAGGACUUUUUUUUAACGAAAAAGUGAAGGCAACGGUCCGAUAUGGGAUUCCUUCAGCACAGUUUAACUUGACCGAACAUUUGGAAAUUUUAAGCCUACCUUAUUUGCGCAAAUUUAAUUUGAAGAACCUUGGAUACAUUAAAAACCUACAUGAAAUAGUUCAUAACCGCAUUGCCCAAUGCAUGUUAGUUAGAGGAAGCGGUAGCCGAGAUCAUGAGAGCGGCCGCCGUCCUCUUGAUUUAGAAGGGGGACAGUUAACACAUUAGUCUGCCCACUGUAACGUUCCUAGAACUACUCCACGCCAGCCAUUAAGCGCGGGAAUAGUCCGAGUCAACGUUUUCCCACCAACUUGCAAAUUCUUCGCUACAACAGCAAGCUCAUAUUUCAACGCAGCAACAGCAAAAUACCUGUUGUCUAUACAAUAACAACAAUCGCCAAAUUGGAUAAAGUUACGCUACAACAACAAACAACAUCAGGUGCAGUAGCGGCAGUAACGCUAAAAUUGUGCCAAGAGUAAGGAAUAGCAAGCAGGGCAUACAAAAUAAACAGGACUUUAAAUAAAAAACGGAACGAACGGUUUUUUCGGCAAAAUCAAUUUAUUUUAUUCAAAAUAGUCUCCUGCUCAAUACGGCUUUUUGCACGGUCCAAAAGCAUGUCGGUGCAAGCCUUUUGAAUGGCCUCUACGUCUGCAUAACGAUUUCCUUUCAUGGGCAAGUGCAUUUUUCCGAAAGGAAGAAGUCGCACGAUGCAAUAUCAGAUGAAUACGGGGAAUGGUUAAUGGUUAAAAUGUGAUUUUUGGUCAAAUAAUCUUACUUCGAAUGUUGGAUUCUGAGCAAUUUUUGGUCGUCAGUCAAUUUGUGCGGAACAAACCGUGCACACACCCAGUGGCGUAGCUUGGUGGGGCGAAGGGGCCGUCGUCCGGGCGCAACGUCUUGGGGGGCGGCAAAACGAUCAUCACUGUUUUUUAAAACUCCAAUUCGGGUAAAAAUUUCUGCAAAUUGUGUCAAAAGUGUACAAGAUGUAGGGCGAAAAUGGGUUUUUUCUAUGGCUUUUAAUAAGAUAUCUUGUAAAUUUACUAUCAAUUUCCUCAAAAAUCGUUUUGUGAGAAUUUUGGAACUUCAGAAUUUGCGUGGCUUCUAGUUCCUAAAUUUUAUAUACUUAAUAUCGAAGAUAUUUUGUUAAAAAUCACUUUUGUUCGAACCACCUCAUGAAACUUGUAGGUAGGUAGAUAAAGGGGGGUGACAGAACAUUUGUUCUGUUGUAGCUACGCCACUGCACACACGUUUCGUAAGCCCAAAUGUUCGGUCAAAAUGCGAUAAAUCGAUGUUUUGGAGAUGUUCAAUUCCAUUUCCAUGAAUUUCAAUGAUGAUUUCUCCUGAUUUUUGAUGAAUUCACACACAGUUUCGAUGGAAUUUCCGGUGAUCACGGAUUUUGAUUGGCCCACAUGUUGAUCGCCGUUUAUGUCCUCACGAUCACUUUCAAAUCGUUGAAACCACUCGUGCACUCUGCUACACUAUAGACAAUCCUCGCCAUAAACUUGUUUCAUCAAUUGAAACGUUUCGGUAAAAGUUUUACCAGUUUUAAAACAAAAUUUAAUGUUGGCUCUUUGUUCGAAGCUCAUUUUCGCACUGAUAACAAACAUACUGACACUUAAAAUGCAAUAACUUCACUUCCAAACAAUGAAAUGUCAUGAAAUUCUCACUGGACGAUCGAUAAAGAUAGCAAAUUCCAACGCACCGACAUAUAUGUAUGCACAUAGAUGGCGCCACCAGGGGGAGCUAGAUUCAAAAAGUCCUGUUUAUUUUAGUGUUUUUGUAGUUCGUAAUACAAAAAAUAGCUUUUCAUGGAAAACAAAAAUGGCUUUUCUUUGCGAAUAUAUUUCUUAAAUACGGACUGUAAUUUUAUUCGGACCUUUUGUACAUUAUUAAGAAUACUUUUGACAAUGUACCAUAAUUUUUUUUUAUCCACGUUUUUCUCAAAACUACUAUUUCAAAGUCCGUGUUCACAGUCAUUUCAGAACUAUUUGACAGAUUCAUUUCAAACUUUGUACACAUUUUCGACAUAUAAAAUACCUCCUCCCACCGUUUAGUAAAUUUUUUUAAGGGGGUUUUCCACCCAAAAAUGGAGGAAUUUUUUAGUGGAAAAUAGCAGUUUUCACUUUAAAUGGCCGCCUAAAAUUUUUAAAUGAAAAAAAUUAUCAGAGAACGAUGGGGGGAAGAUUAGAUCAUUAAUUGAUUAAUUUUCCUUCGUUUUUUAUUUUCGGAUAAUAUCCAGCCGAGCUGUGGUGAACACCGCAUAUUAUUUUUUUCUCAAGACGUUCUGGGAGAAGCUCUGUUACCGGCUUAUGCUUCAAUAUUUCUGCAUGAAAAAAUUACCCUAGAUUUUCAAAAGUAUAGUCAAUAAUGUACAUAAAGUCCGAAUAAAAUUACUUAAUACAUAUUUAAGAAAUAAAUUUGCAAAAAAAUUAUUUUUUCUAUAUGAACAAAAUUUGGAGUUAGAGACUUCGAGUUAUAGAAGUUUUCAGUUUUCAUAAAAACAUACAAUUUUCAAAAAGCUGUAAAAUAUAAAUUUAUGCAUAUACAGCUUUAUUUAUUUACUUUGCAUAAAGUUUUUUGCUUAUGUACAGUUGCGGUCAAACUCUUAUUAGUGCUAGGCAUUCAUUUCAUAGCCAUAUGUGAUCAUACUUAUGUACAUGCGUGAAAGAAGUGUUUGAAAAAUUAAAAUUAUCUAAUUUUUUUUUUUUGUGAAAAUAACGGUGAAAUUCAUUUAUUUAAUUGAAGUUUUUGGUUUUAAUGUUAAAAUUUUACUUGUUGCUCACCCUCAGUGGUACGUAAUGCUAUCAGGUACCAAUCAAGUAAUAAAAAACGUGGAGUCAAUAAGAAAAGUCAGUUCCAUUGAAGGCAAAACUUAUGUCGAAGUCAAAAAUAUUCUUAGUUGCUCAUCCUCAAUGGUACGUAAUGCUAUCAGGUACCAAUCAAGUAAUAAAAAACGUGGAGUCAAUAAGAAAAGUCAGUUCCAUUGUCAGGUACCCAAGGCAGAUUCCAUUUGCGGCUGCUACAGAGGUAAAAUACGCCUUUAAUGUAAUUAGAAGGUUUUAAAGGCAAAAAAAGAUAUAUGAUGUGUUUAUUUGCGGCGACAUGAGUAAUAUAAUUUUAUUAAAUUUAAUGACUUAUUAUUGUACAACUUUUGAAGUAUAUUAGCAAAAUUUUCAAUGAAAAAUAUUAAUAAAUAAGCCUGUGACGGUGAAUUACCAGAAGCGCCUUGAUAAAAGUGGUUUAGCGGUGAACAUUACGGGAUCAUCUUAAACCAAAAAAAUGGUAUGCGUUUUAAAGGUGAGAUAUUUCUCGAGGUAGUCAGAAAGAGUUUUUUUUUCUAUUUUUUGCAGCACUUGGAAGUACAAAGCACGAUUUUAGUUAAAAAAAAUCGCCGUUAAUUUGUUAAUAAAAAAUAGAAAAAAAAAUGGAAAAAACUCCAUCUGAAUACCUGUUGAUUUAUGUGAAGAAGUAAUGUUCAGAUUUUCAAAAGGAUCGGUUCAGUAGAUUUUGAGUUCUAAUGUUCACGAAAAAUAACGUUUUCGGGAAAAUCGAUUUGAAGUUUCAAAGUCAGGUAUCACGGCCGGUCAUUUAAAACGCUGUAGCUCCGUUAGUUUGACUAUAAUUGACUCAAAAUUUGUACACAAUAUUCUCGACAUAUUGGUCGUUUAGAAAAAAAAAAAUAAAAAAAAUUUAAAACCUUAGCAGAUAUAAAAUUAAUAUAGAUCUCACAUAUAUCGUUGUUAAUUAGUUGCUCGCAACUGUAUGUGUAAAUCAAUUGCUACAUAUUUUAUUAAU